Messenger RNA from Boleophthalmus pectinirostris (great blue-spotted mudskipper), 1658 nucleotides. It is a transcript of the gene glulb, whose product is annotated as glutamate-ammonia ligase (glutamine synthase) b. The transcript is spliced from 7 exons. The record is from RefSeq and is a predicted model, not a curated record. The coding region runs from base 157 to 1275 and encodes 372 amino acids. Gene Ontology annotation, cellular component: cytoplasm. NCBI's taxonomy places the organism in Eukaryota, Metazoa, Chordata, Actinopteri, Gobiiformes, Gobiidae. Gene Ontology annotation, molecular function: glutamine synthetase activity.
CCCUGAGCUGUGCGCUCCUAUAAAUCCCGCGUGGGCGCAAGAGCCAGCAGGAAUGAACAACAAAAGAGCCCUUCUGUUCCUACAAACCUUUAACAAUAGCUUUUAUAACCGAUUUAUAUUUGUCUACACUUAACAUACGGAAUUUAAGGGCUCAACAUGGCCACCUCUUUGAGCUCCAAACUGAACAAAGCUGUGAAGCAGCAGUACAUGGACCUACCUCAGGGGGAGAAGGUCCAAGCCAUGUACAUCUGGAUCGACGGGUCUGGAGAGGGUCUGCGCUGUAAAACCAAAACCCUGGACUCUGAACCCAAGACUAUAGAGGACCUGCCAGAGUGGAACUUCGACGGGUCCAGUACGUAUCAGUCCGAGGGGUCCAACAGUGACAUGUACCUCAUCCCGGCGGCCAUGUUUAGGGACCCAUUCAGGAAGGACCCCAAUAAGCUGGUGCUGUGUGAGGUGCUCAAGUACAACCGGAAACCUGCAGAAACCAACUUGAGACACAUGUGUAAAAAGAUCAUGAGCAUGGUGGACACUCAGCACCCCUGGUUUGGGAUGGAACAGGAGUAUACUCUUUUAGGUGUGGAUGGUCACCCCUUUGGCUGGCCCUCCAAUGGUUUCCCCGGCCCACAAGGUCCUUAUUACUGUGGAGUGGGAGCAGAUAAGGCGUAUGGCAGGGAUGUGGUAGAAGCGCAUUAUAGGGCCUGUCUGUACGCUGGCGUGCAGAUCUGUGGAACCAACGCAGAAGUCAUGCCCGCUCAGUGGGAGUUCCAAGUGGGUCCUUGUGAAGGCAUCAACAUGGGGGAUCACUUGUGGAUAGCCCGCUUCAUCCUGCACAGGGUUUGUGAAGACUUUGGCGUGGUGGCUUCCUUUGACCCCAAGCCCAUCACUGGAAACUGGAACGGCGCUGGCUGCCACACAAACUUCAGCACAAAGGAGAUGAGAGAAGAUGGCGGGCUCAAAGUCAUCGAGGACUCCAUUGAGCGUCUCGCCAGGAGACACAUGUACCACAUCAGAGCCUACGACCCCAAAGGAGGCCUGGACAACGCUCGCCGCCUCACCGGGCACCACGAAACAUCCAACAUCGACGAAUUCUCCGCCGGCGUCGCUAACCGGGGAGCCAGCAUACGAAUCCCGCGUUCCGUUGGCCAAGACAAGAAGGGCUACUUUGAAGACCGCCGCCCCUCCGCCAACUGCGACCCCUACAUCGUCAGCGAAGCUCUUGUACGCACGUGUUUACUUAAAGAAGAAGGGGAGGAGCCUACAGAGUACAAGUGAACAGGCUCAAAAUGCCUUCCAAAGUACUGUAUAUUAUUCGCUAUGUCUUUUUCGAGACUUUGAUUAUGACUUUCGUACUUGAUGAUUCGGCGUGUUGCGGGCCAUGUACUCUUGUAUGCAAAAAUACUUUACCUCUUCCUCAACACUGCCUUUGACACUUCACUAUUGUAGAUGUAUAGAAGGUAUUAUUGAUUGUUUUUAACGUGUACUAAUGAGCUUAACUGUAACCAAAGGAUCAUAAUGUGUCUGAAUGUUUUGGUCUUGGAUAUUGUCACUACGAAAUCAUUUACUUUUGUACUUUUUAAUGGUGCAUGUCUAUUUCCUGAGAUUUAAUGUCACCUGAAGAAAAUAGUUUAAUAAACAGUUAACAUUUUUACUACAAA